UGUGCAUGAAGUGCUUUGGAAUUGGUUCCAUUUUCCCGUGCCCGUGCUUGCGAUACCGGCAAGUAAAGCACAGAGAGGAAAGGGCGCAGGUUUUGUUCGAUUAGGGUAAUACCCAUUAUAAUAUUUCGCAAGCUAUGGCAGGAGACGCCAAAGUAGAAGAAGGCCAGUUAAAAGGUCUGUCGAAGUAUUUCAAUUCAACUACGAAUACCGGGAGGGCAAAUGUAGCAAAGGCUACAUAUGCUGGUGUUGGUCUUGUUAUAUUAUAUUUCAUGUUGAAACCAAAGAAGAAGUGAUCCAAAGUUUGUGAGGAUUAGUACCAAAUCUGUAAAUAAACUGCAACUUGUGAUUUAAGUAUUAUAAAUUCUGAACACAGUACAUUGUAUAAAUGAAUACAACAUUAAAUUUUGUAAGAAAUUAAUUUUUAUUAAUCAAUGAGAUCUGUGGCCAAAUCUCAUGAUAUUAAUACUGUCAGUAAUUUCAUUGCAUUUAUAUCAUGAUGUUAUAAAUGAAUAUAAAUAACAAUAAAUACACAGUUGCUUGUUUCUCCAUGUAAGAGGCUUUGUUGUUAAAAUCUUGCGCCACUGGGCAGGAAUCAACAGAUUGUACAGUACUUUUGUAAGCAAUCCAUAAAUCUUUGUUGGAAGUGCACACAGUGCCACCCCCUCUCUUCUUUUGAGAUUCCUGUAACAUUUGACUAAAUGUAGUAAUCAGGUGUAAUAAUUAUCACAAGAGUGACUGAA
Messenger RNA from Schistocerca americana (American grasshopper), 740 nucleotides. Its product is annotated as ATP synthase membrane subunit K, mitochondrial-like. The record is from RefSeq and is a predicted model, not a curated record. The transcript is spliced from 2 exons. Lineage: Eukaryota; Metazoa; Arthropoda; Insecta; Orthoptera; Acrididae. Bases 135 to 293 code for a protein of 52 amino acids.